AAAUAGAAUACAUCAAAAAUCAUAAGAUACAACACUUAAUGAUAGGCAUAAAUUACUAAUAAGCAAAUAAAUCAUAUUGUUGAUCUCUGGCAAAUUUCAGGGACUUGCCCUGAAACAUCAAGGGCCGCAUUUGCAAAUCCCGGUAUGUGGUGUGAUACUUGUGCGCGCAUUUGUGUCGUGGUGUGUAGAUUUAUUACACCCUUAUCCGCGAACGGCCGUGUUCCCGCGACACCCACGCAGCCCAGCGCUUCCCAAGCCCUGCGCAUUGUGUGCCGCCGGCGCAGCCUUGUGCGCGGGAGUUGCCGCUCCAGUGCCUCGGCAGACCCAGGCAGAGCUCCCAUUCAAGCGCCUGAUUCGGCGUGUGCCGCGCGGACUCGGCCGCUGCCGCCGCACCGUUACCCGGGAGGCAGCUUCCUUCACCUGCCCUGUUGGAGAAGGGCGGGCGGGGAAAAAGAAAGCCAAGACCGGCUGGGUCUGCUCAGAGGCGCCCCCGGCCCCGGCAAUGCCCGGUUUCCUGCCGCUGCGCGAGAGACAAAGGCAAGCGGGCCGCCUUUCCGGCGCUCCAAUUCCCCCCCCCCUCCCCGAGCGCGGCCCAGGCCGAUCCUCGGGGCUCGCGCGGCGGGGGGCAGAGUCCGGCUCCGCUGGGCGCCUGGGGCCAAAAACGCGCGCAGGCCUGUAAGGCGCGGCUGGGAGGAGGAGGAGGAGGCGCCGCCGUCGCGUGAGGUAAGAGUGGCCGGCCGGUGCCAGGCGAGCGGGACGAAGCGAGCUUGCGGUCCCCGAGAGGGGCGGGCCGCGCGGCUUUGGCACUGGCGCCCAGAGCGGAGCGUUGGUCAAAGGGCGGCGCGCCAGUAGUAACAGCAGCGGACUGGGCGGCUCCGCUCCUCCGCGGGUCCUGCCCGGAGGCGGCGUCUCCCGGGCUCGCCACAUCCUGGCCCUGGUCGAGCUCCUGGUCCGGCCGCCCGAGGGGACGCGGAUGGAGUCUAUUUUAAGAGAGGAUCCAAAUUGGCUUGUGCCUAAACCAGGACCUCUUGGUGCCAUGACAUCAGAAACCGAAAAAGCUGAUGUUGUGAAUGGACUAGCACUAAAUAUAAACCAACAUGAGAAAGAUCAGGAAUCAGGCAAAAUCUGUACUGGAAAAGGAGCUGUGACCCUUUGGGCAUCUCCAGCUUCUGAGAAGAGUCCCCGGGUUAGCCAUCCAAAGUCUACACAAGACAGCCAGCAUCCCAAAAUUCAUUCAGCCGAACAGCAAGGAGAAACCAACACAGAUGGCUGGAGAAGACUUUCUGGUGUUGACUCAAAUCGGGAGAUUCUGUCUGUGAAGGAUUAUUGGAGUGUAAGACCAAACCUCGCAGAGAGCAAGCCACGCGCUGCCACCUCCUCUCCUACCACCUCAGUUCAAACUGAGAUUAUAACAGGGUCUUUCCAACAGAUUCAGCCAGGCAGAGAAGAAGCCAGGCCAAGCACCUCACCGGCGCCUCUCCGCCAUUUUGACCAAGGUUUAGAAAUUUCAAACGACGUGUCUCCUGGUUUCCUUCUGGCCCUUCCAACGCUAGAUGAUUUCAUUCCCCCUCACCUCCAGAAAAUUCCCAGCCACCAGUACCCAUUGUUUUCACCUCAGCCUGCACUACACACUCAGGCAAAGCUACCUUCACUCUCAUCACCACCUCCUCAACUGAUCCCUCCAGCCACAGAAACCUCAAGCAGCAUUUUGGAGACUGAAAGCACAGGAAUGGUCUUUCAAACAGAUACCUGCCCCCAGCCACAUGAAGCCUCCAAGCCCAGUGGUGGCCCUGCUGUCUCAAUGACGAUCAACAGAUCUUUGGGUGUUUACCCUUCUACCACGAUUGUUAACCCUACAAUUGUCCUUCUGCAGCACAACAGAGCAGAGCAGCAAAAAAGGCUUAGUAGCCUUGCAGAUUCAGUGCCUGAUCCACCAGUCGUUGAGAAAGUAGUUGGUGUUUCUCUUCGACCGAAGUUAAAUCCAAGCAAGGAAGAUGCAGUAGAGGAGCAGAAGCGAAUUGUGAACAAUUCUCAACCUAUGGAUGAUGAUUCUUUGGAUUCCAUAGGCAUUCCACUAAGAAAUUCAGAGCGAUCCAAGGACUGGUACAAGAUAAUGUUCAAACAAAUCCACAGAUUGACAAAAGACCCUCCUGAAGAAAACCCUUAUUGCCCUACCUACAUAUUCCCUGAGCUUCCUGCUUUUCAACCCAAAAGCAAAGAUGAAGAUUCUGAUUCAUAUUUUCCACAGGACUACUUUGACAAAGAAGGAGAAACUUCAGUGCCCCGUUCCAAGAGCGAGAAUGAUACCAUCAACACAGACAAGAUAAUGAAGAGAUCAGCCACCUUGCCAUUGCCCACUCGCUCUUCAUCUCUUAAAGAGAGGAAUGAUUGGGAGCCUCCAGACAAAAAAAUAGACUCGAGGAAGCACUGGGCUGACCCUAGAAGCAUUUAUGAUUAUCGUCCAGGGAUGUCCUCAGUUCUGGACAAUGAAACAUUGCCUCGGGAUAUAAGCCCAGAAGAGAUAGAUUUAAAGAAUGAACCUUGGUAUAAAUUCUUUUCGGAAUUGGAGUUUGGGAAACCGGUUGAUCCAGGAAAAAACCACUGCCUCUAUCAUACUGAAUUAGAUGCAGAUAUAGGCAAAAUGGAGGAGCUUUAUAAAGCCCCAGAUCAAAAGCAACUGAAGAAUGCAGCAAGCUCCCCACCGCCGGAAAGCCUUUCAGAGCAGUUGUCUCCCUGCCAUCCUGUAAAAAAAGAGUUGGAAACAGAAUUUGGACAUUCCACUGGGCUGGGAAAUGAAAGACUGAUUUAUAAAAGUGUUUUGGAAGGAGGAGAUAUCCCCUUGCAAGGGUUGAGUGGCUUGAAGCGUCCAUCCAGUUCAGCAUCCACAAAAGUAGAUUCAGAAUCACCGAGACAUUUUGCAACGCUCGAUUAUGUAGAGAGUCCUGAAGAAAUGUACCAAAAGCGCAGCAGUGAUAAAGAGAAACUUUUAGAGGACCAGAGACGGCUUAAACGUGAGCAAGAAGAGGCUGAUAUUGCAGCCAGAAGGCACACGGGGGUUAUUCCUACGCACCAUCAGUUUAUCACUAAUGAGCGCUUUGGGGACCUUCUAAUUAGAGACGAUACAAUCAAAAGGAAAUCUGGGGCAGAGAUGAGAGCUGCCAGAGUGAAGUUUGACUUCAAAGCCCAGACAUUAAAGGAACUCCCAUUACAGAAGGGCGAUAUUGUUUACAUUUAUAAGCCGAUUGAUCAGAACUGGUAUGAAGGCGAACACCAUGGCCGAGUGGGCAUCUUUCCGCAAUCUUACAUAGAGUUACUUAACCCAACAGAAAAAAUCCAAACUAAAAAAACGUCAUCCUUGCAAAUCUUGGAAUAUGGAAAUGCAAUUGCCAAAUUCAGUUUCAGUGGAGAUACUGCUGUGGAAAUGUCCUUCAGGAAGGGAGAAAGAAUCACACUGAUUCGACAAGUGGAUGAGAACUGGUAUGAAGGGAAAAUCCUUGGCACCAGUCGCCAGGGCAUCUUCCCUGGCUCUUAUGUGGACAUACUUAAGCACCCAGUGCUGAAAGACUCAUCAGGCUAUGCCUACCAGCCACCAAAUUGCAGCAUGGCUUUUCCAAAGCCUUCACUGAGGCCAGGACCCGAACUCACAGAAUCGGAAAAGAACUAUGUGCAACCACAAGUCCUGCCAUUAGAAACUGGCCUGGACCGGAAUCAUGCCACACGAGAAAUGCUUACCUAUCGAGCACUUUACAGCUACAUCCCGCAGAACGAUGAUGAGCUGGAGUUAAGAGAUGGAGAUAUCAUCGAUGUUAUGGAAAAGUGUGAUGAUGGCUGGUUUGUUGGCACAUCAAGGAGAACCCAACAGUUUGGGACUUUCCCAGGAAACUACGUGAAACUACUAUCCCUUUAGAAGCCACGGGCUACCUCUUCGUCUCAUCUGGAGGAGGACCCGAUUAGUGUGAGACCCUUUUUAAAACGAUCCUUGGGGAAAGAGAAGUUUUGAAUGGAGUAGUCGAGACAGUAGGCGUGCACAUGGAACGUGGUGAAAUGCUGGAGUUGUGCUGCAAAGUUCCUGCUUCCUUAGAACGCGUACGGAAGAGAGGAGACAGGAUGAUAAGCCGUGAUACUCUGCUGUGUUUCUGUUUUUAUUCAGCUACCGGAGGGGGGGAGGGGGGGGAGAAUAACAGAAGGAAACACAACAGGGUUUCUGUUGGACAGAGGAAGAAAAGGAGAGAGACUGCCAGGAGCAGAGGGUGUAGAUUGCUCAGACAUCCUGCAGCUUUUGUUUGCUCUUUAUAGGAAAAGGCCAAGUUGUCAUGGAGCUCCUCCUCUCCCAAGGACCUAAAAAAAACAAACCCAGAAGGAAUUGUAGCCCCACAGCAUCUGAAAGGCCAGGCCUGCCCCACGCUUGUUCUAGUACUUGACAGAUUCCAAACUAAACGGCUAGAACAAAGGAAGAUGGAAUCGAUGUUCCGCCAUAGUCUAUUUGGAUUUAUUCUGCAAAAUAUUCCUGAACGUGCCUUUCUAGAACUGAUAAUAUAUGUAAUUUCUGGCUGCAUCUUUUUUUUCUUCUUCUUCAAUAAACUAGAAAUUCGGUCAACUUCUACUGUGCACACUUGAUUGAGAGUAAACCCCAUUGAAUUGAUUGACAUUUUCCCAUUACUGGACUUUAUUUCUGUUUUUUAUAGUCAUUUGGAUGGUGAAUUGCAUAAUGAUACACUAAAAUAAACCUUGUUUCUGCUGUGUUUUAUAGUUUAUAGGGAUUCACAUUCAGCAUACUUUCUUUCUCUUAUACAUUCGUCUCCAGAAUAGAAGUGUUUCGUUUUCUUCAUCCCGAGAUCAGCCAAAAACAGCAACUGAAGUGCUUUAAUAAUAUGAUUGUAGAUAUGUAUAUUCCCUUUGUAAAAACGUAUAAAUCUUAUAUUGCAAAUUGAAAUAUAAAGCAGAGUCUUUUAAAAACAGUUUGAGGAGGACGCUUCCGUUUUAUUUAUUAUCACACUAAAUAAAUUAGUACUUGGGCUACAAAACACUGUUUUUCAACACUUUGCAUCAGUGCUUCUAUUGCACUAAAAUGGCUUAGUGCGUUAAGCGGCUUUGUGCUGAAGCUUCUAGAAUGCCAUCCAUUUCUAGGCUUGAAACAGCUGAGGUCACUUGAGACCACAGACGGGCUGCUAGUUCCCAAAACACCUGUAGGUGGCACAGCUAAUCACAAAACAACCCCUUUACUACAAGGCGAACAAGCGCUUUCAGGGGUUGCAAGUCAUCCUAGUGGGUUGGCAAAGGCGUUGCUAUAGCUCAAAAAUCCUAUUUAUUUUAUUUAGUAAUAUAUUAAAAAGAGGUGUAGUCUACCCUGUUUUAAGGGAUAUUUGAAUAUUUUUAUUUUUGGAUUG
This is a messenger RNA of Thamnophis elegans (Western terrestrial garter snake), 5387 nucleotides long. RefSeq names its product sorbin and SH3 domain containing 1 (gene SORBS1). The record is from RefSeq and is a predicted model, not a curated record. Gene Ontology annotation, cellular component: cell-substrate junction; cytoplasm; nucleus. The transcript has 29 exons. Lineage: Eukaryota; Metazoa; Chordata; Lepidosauria; Squamata; Natricidae. Gene Ontology annotation, biological process: cell-substrate adhesion. Gene Ontology annotation, molecular function: protein binding. The coding region runs from base 974 to 3907 and encodes 977 amino acids.